UCUGAACCAGGGACUUUACUCCGCCAGCGAGCCAGCCUGGAGCGUGAAGAAGACCGCUGCGACUGCGACCGCGCCGCUGGACAUCAACCUACAAAGACAUGACCACCAAUGCCAGCCCUUUGCACCCAUACUGGCCUCGGCACCUGAGGCUGGACAACUUUGUGCCCAAUGACUGCCCCACUUGGCAUCUCCUGGCUGGCCUCUUCUCUGUCUCUGGAGUCUUGGUUGUGACCACGUGGCUGUUGUCAGGUCGUGCUGCAGUUGUCCCCCUGGGGACUUGGCGGCGACUGUCCCUGUGCUGGUUUGCAGUAUGUGGGUUCAUUCACCUGGUGAUUGAGGGCUGGUUCAGCCUCUACCACGAAGAUCUUCUUGAAGACCAAGCUUUCUUGUCCCAACUCUGGAAAGAGUAUGCCAAGGGAGACAGCCGAUAUAUCCUGAGUGACAACUUCACGAUAUGCAUGGAAACCAUCACAGCUUGCCUAUGGGGACCACUCAGCCUAUGGGUUGUGAUCGCCUUUCUCCGCCAGCAGCCCCUCCGCUUUGUCUUACAGCUCGUGGUCUCUGUAGGUCAGAUCUACGGGGAUGUGCUCUAUUUCCUGACAGAGCACCGGGACGGAUUCCAGCAUGGGGAGCUGGGCCAUCCACUCUACUUCUGGUUUUACUUUGUCUUCAUGAACGCUCUGUGGCUGGUGCUACCUGGAAUCCUCGUGCUUGAUUCUGUAAAGCAGCUCGCUCAUGCCCAGAGCAUGCUGGAUGCCAAAGCCACAAAAGGCAAGAGCAAGCAGAACUAAUAUAAGCCAAGCUCAAACACUGGCUGAUGAGGAACCCUCCACCAGUCAAAAGAGUCCAGUCCUUACUCCCACAGGUUGGAGGCACAAAAUGAAUUGAUCUGGCAAAUGCCUGCUGAUGGGUAAGCACCAGAAGGGC
This is a messenger RNA of Panthera uncia (snow leopard), 927 nucleotides long. RefSeq names its product EBP cholestenol delta-isomerase (gene EBP). Gene Ontology annotation, cellular component: endoplasmic reticulum; membrane. Gene Ontology annotation, biological process: cholesterol biosynthetic process. Bases 99 to 791 code for a protein of 230 amino acids. The record is from RefSeq and is a predicted model, not a curated record. Gene Ontology annotation, molecular function: cholestenol delta-isomerase activity; C-8 sterol isomerase activity; steroid Delta-isomerase activity. The transcript has 5 exons. NCBI's taxonomy places the organism in Eukaryota, Metazoa, Chordata, Mammalia, Carnivora, Felidae.